This is a messenger RNA of Cloeon dipterum, 687 nucleotides long. RefSeq names its product protein yellow-like. The transcript is spliced from 4 exons. Bases 1 to 687 code for a protein of 228 amino acids. Lineage: Eukaryota; Metazoa; Arthropoda; Insecta; Ephemeroptera; Baetidae. The record is from RefSeq and is a predicted model, not a curated record.
AUGGCUAUUUUUGGAGAAAGGCUGUUUCUAAGCUUUACUAUUGAUUCCGUUUUUGAAUUUCCCGUCUCACUGGUGUGGCUGCCUACGAGCGGCACGUCGACUGGAUCUCCGACGCUUGCUCCUUUCCCAUCCUGGGAUUUACACAAAGAAGACAACUGCGACACUAUUCAGAUGGCCAGAGGGUUGCAAACGGACACUGAUGGUCGCUUGUGGGUGAUUGAUAACGGCAACGUUUUUUGUCCGAGCAAAAUUUGGAUAUUCAACCUGCUCAACAACGACACAAUCGAGCACGUUCACCAGUUCCCGGACACAGUCAUCUCUGGUUCAAGGUUGCUGGGCGAAGUGGUGCUCGAAAAAACGCCAGACGAUUACCGGGCGUACAUCACGGACUCUAGAUCUAUGAACAUCGUCGUUUACAGCCGAAAAUCCGACAAAUCCUGGGGAACGAGACAGUUGUACCUUGGAAGAUCUGGUUUCGAAGGACUGCAUUCAGUGUCUCUGUCUGAGCUGCAGAAUGAAGGUGGAACAGCUACUCUGACAACAAUCGGCAAAUGGAGUGGAAGACCUCACAGAAUAAUAAUCGACACUGCCAAUAUCUUGUAUGCCGCCUUUUACGACAAGAAUUUCCUCUCCACGUGGAAUAUUUUGGAGCCCUUUAGUAAGAAGCAAUUUCAUCAGGAGUUAUAA